AUGGCUAUUCGAAAACUAACCAAGGAUAUUGAUUUAGGAUCAGAGAAUUCAUAUUAUUUUGAAAAGGAAAAUUUUGAAAACCCGUUGUGUAAUAAAACUGAAAAGGUGUCUGAUGAUAUACUUGAUUUGUUGCCUUUUGAUCCCUUUGUUAUGGAUAUAAGUGUUCUGGAAAUCACUGGUUGGAAAGAGGAUUUUGAUGAGGAUUUUGGGUUAAAAAUUCUUGGGUUUAGUACUAAUGAAUCAGAGCUCAAGGAAGAAGAUGAUCAACUAUUGGCAGGACUAAAUUCGGAUUCAAACAGAAUUUUUGGAGUGGUUGAAGAAUAUUUGGAAGAAAAAAUUGAAAACCAGUCGCCUUAUAGUUACAUUCAUGAUCGACUAUGUUCAAGAUUUCAUCAAAAAUAUUCGAACGAUAGUAUACAAACCAAUGGAGAUUUAUGUAUCAUGAUGUCAGAUGCAUCAGAUAUUGGAGAGUAUAAGAAGGAUAAUACUGAAAAGGUGUUUGAUGAUAUACUUGAUUUGUUGCCCUCUGAUCCCUUUGGUAUGGAUACAAGUGUUCUGGAAAUCACUGGUUGGAAGGAGGAUUUUGAUGAGGAUUUUGGAUUUGAUGAGGAUUUUGGGUUAAAAAUUCUUGGUUUUGGUACUAAUGAAGCAAAGGUCAAGGAAGAAGAUGAUAAAAUAUUGGCAAGACUAAAUUCGGAUUCAAACGAAAUUUUUGGAGUGGAUGAAGAAUAUUUGGAAGACAAAUAUUGGGAGCCCUGGGUUGCUAUGAAACAACAACAUCAGAGUCGCAACACAGUUGAUGGCGAUAGUGAUCGAGACUGUCCUCCAUUGAUUGAUGUUCUUGCUGAUGCUCUGGAUUUGAACAUUGACGUAGUUGAGGAACACACAUAUUGGAAAUCUUGGGUUGCUACCAGAAAGUAUCAGAGGUUCAACACAAUGUCUGACGAUGGUGAUCAAGGCUAUCCAGAUUCAGUGAUUCAUUCUGUUGCUCAUGUUCUGGAUUUGAGCAAAGACGACCUUCCAAAUUUUUUUGGGUUUGCGCUUGCUGAAUCGGAGGUCAAGAAAGGGAAUGAUCAAUUAUUUAGGGAACUGAAUUCAGCUUAUGGCGAUGUUGAUCAAGGCUAUCCCGAUUAUGUGAUUGAUAUUAUUGCUGAUGUUCUGGAUUUGACUGAAGACGAAGUUCCGAAAUUCUUUGGUUUGGGGGCUGAUAAAUUGGAGGUCAAGAAAGAGGAUGAUCCACUAUAUACAAAAGUGAAUUGGGCUUUAAAUUGUAGCAUGAGUUCUUAUCCUGAGGUGGGUGACAUGAACACACAUGAAAAAUCGAUUGGGUCUACAAUGAAUGAAGAAUUUUGGAGUGGUACAUAUUGGGAUUCUGACAAAUAUAGGGAGCUCGUGGCUGCUACUAAUCAACUUCUAUGGUGCAAAACAAUUCGUGACAAUCUUGAGAAGCUAGCUGUUGAUCCUGACUGCUAUUUUGAUGAUUGGGAAAAGGGUAAAACUGAAAAGCUGAGUGAUUAUGGUAAUAAUCACAUAUUGAAAUAA
Ilex paraguariensis (yerba mate) is the source of this 1542-nucleotide messenger RNA. Lineage: Eukaryota; Viridiplantae; Streptophyta; Magnoliopsida; Aquifoliales; Aquifoliaceae. The record is from the annotation of a GenBank genome assembly.